AUGGCCCCAUUUGCUGCUGACCAUUAUUACAAGUUUUAUGGGCUUCACCAACCUCUCAAUCUUCAACCCUCUUCACCCGCUGAAGUUUGUGUUGUGUAUAAACCGAUGUCACUUUGCAAGUCGCAGUUCUUUUUUAUCAAGAACAGCUCCGUGCUGCAGACGUUUCCCAAGUCACGUGUGUCUAGGUUCUCGUUGAAUGCAAACGGGCCCCAAGGCCAGUCUCUGCUGAGAAAACUAUGGUUUCCGACAAGACAAGCCACUCAGCUGCAGAAGAGGACAUUGGCUCGUUCUGUGCUACUACAGAGACUGGGAGCUUCUCCGUUCAAAAGAAGCUACUCCACCAUCACUGCCGAUUCAAUCGCAGAGAGUGUGAAUGUAAGCAAACCACGCUUUACUCUCAACACCGAUAAGCGUGUGGCCUACAUGUGUAUGGGAUCCGCGGUUCUGGUUGCAGGAAUUGUAAUCCUUGGCGGUUUGACCCGUCUGACGGAAUCGGGACUUUCUAUCACCGAGUGGAAACCUGUGACCGGAGCACUGCCUCCACUAACGCAGGACGAUUGGGAACGCGAGUUCGAGAAAUAUAAGGCCAGUCCGGAAUUCAAACAACUGAACUCUCACAUUACUCUUGAGGACUACAAGUUUAUCUACGGAAUGGAGUGGUCGCACAGGUUGCUGGGAAGGAUCAUAGGCACAGUGUUCGUGCUGCCUUCGAUUUACUUUGUGGCCAGAAGAAGGUGCUCUGUGGAUGUCGCAUGGAAACUGGCUGGAAUUAGUGCCCUUAUAGGAGUUCAAGGUUUCAUUGGCUGGUGGAUGGUUGCUUCUGGUCUGGAUGAAGUUCAGCUUGCCGAGAGAAACUCCAAGCCUACUGUGAGUCCCUACCGUCUGACAGCCCAUCUCGGAGUAGCAUUCGUGGUGUGCUGCUCGAUGGUCUAUACCGGACUUCAAAUUCUAAAGCAGCAUGCAUUGAUUAGGGAUCCAGAGAAGUAUUUGGGUUACUUCAAGCAGAUCAACUCGCCAAACUUGAAGCUAUUUAAAAGACUGUCAAAUGGUCUCUUUGGAAUGGUGUUCGUCACAGCAUUGACCGGAGCUCUUGUGGCUGGUCUGGAUGCUGGUUUGAUCUACAACACCUUCCCUCAUAUGGGUGAGAAUUGGGUUCCAUCGUCACGUGAACUCAUGGAUCCUGUCUAUUCACGCACAAAGGACUCUGCGGAUCUGUGGUGGAGAAAUUUGCUUGAGAACCCAACCACUGUUCAACUCAACCAUAGGAUCAUGGCAGUUUCCACUUUCUGCUAUACGUUGGCGCUUCAUCUUUACUCCCAUAGGAUCAAAUCAAAUAUCCCGAAGCCAGCCUAUAAGGCCCUCACUGCGGCCAUAGGAGUUGCUUCUCUACAGGUCACAUUGGGUAUUUGCACCCUUCUUUGGCUCGUUCCCACAGAACUAGCUGCUGCUCACCAGGCUGGAGCACUGACUCUGCUGACCACCGUGCUGGUUCUUGUCCAGAAGCUGCGGAAACCCACUGUUAGCGACAUGAUGCUUCUCAGAAGAGUUUUAGGAAAAACUGCCGAACAGGCAGCAAAGUCCAAGGUUGUCUUUAAAUGA
Messenger RNA from Kuraishia capsulata CBS 1993, 1599 nucleotides. RefSeq lists its product as uncharacterized. Gene Ontology annotation, cellular component: mitochondrial inner membrane. The coding region runs from base 1 to 1599 and encodes 532 amino acids. The transcript has a single exon. Lineage: Eukaryota; Fungi; Ascomycota; Pichiomycetes; Pichiales; Pichiaceae. Gene Ontology annotation, molecular function: oxidoreductase activity, acting on NAD(P)H, heme protein as acceptor. Gene Ontology annotation, biological process: heme A biosynthetic process. The record is from RefSeq and is a predicted model, not a curated record.